AUGGACAAUUUUAUGUUAAUAUUUAGCUAUUAAAAUGACUUGAACCGCGGUUUGAUCAACAACACGGUCACUUGGUGUAGACAAGAGAGGGAAUGCGUAGCUGGAGGUGGCAAAUCUUUAGAAACAUGCGUCUCUUUUUGCGCUGGUUCCGGCUGUGUCCUAGAAGAGGAAACAGAAAGUCGCGUGGGAGAAUUCAAGAACUCUGGAGUUACGGGAAACUUUUCCUCAAAUCCCUGUACUACAACAGCCUGACAAAUUCCGACACUGUCCUAGACUGCAUCUUUGAACCGGUCUACUGGGUGGUAGACAACGUAACACGCUGGUUCGGGGUGGUUUUUGUUUGUCUGGUGAUUGCUUUAACCAGCUCCAUCGUCCUCAUUGUCUACCUCUGCGUGCUCCCCUUGAUCUUCAGCACCUACCCCAUACACUGGAUUCUGUGGCACCUGUGCUAUGGCCACUGGAACCUGAUCAUGUUGGCUUUCCAUUAUUACAAGGCCACUACCACUUCCCCCGGUUUCCCUCCACAGGAAAAGUGUGAUACACCAUCAGUAUCAAUUUGUAAGAAAUGUAUCGUUCCUAAACCACCUAGAACACACCACUGCAGCAUCUGCAACAAAUGUAUUUUGAAAAUGGACCACCACUGUCCUUGGCUAAAUAAUUGUGUGGGCCAUUUCAACCACCGGUACUUCUUUUCAUUUUGCCUCUACAUGACUAUGGGCUGCAUCUACUGCAGUAUCAGCGCCAAGGACAUGUUCUUUGAUGCUUACAAUGCUAUCGAGUCCUAUAGGAAUAUGGAUAUGCAUAUGGAAGGGGAUCCAGUGACAGGGGCUGGGCCACUCUUUAGCCUUCUGCCCCUGGGAUACAGACCUAGGCAGAGCUACUACCAAACACCUCCACCUCCAUACACCUUUCAGGAGAGGCUGUUUCAUAAGAGCAUCCUCUACUUGUGGGUACUUACAAGCUCGGUGGCGCUAGCUCUGGGAGGCUUGACACUAUGGCAUGCUGUGCUUAUUACCAGAGGAGAGACUAGUGUGGAGAGACAUAUCAACCGUAAAGAGACCAAAAGACUCAAGGAGAAAGGGAAGGUUUUCCGGAAUCCAUUCCACUAUGGGAGAAUAAACAACUGGAAAAUUCUGUUCGGUGUGGAGAAGAGAAGUCACUGGCUAACACGUGUACUUCUGCCGUCGAGUCAUGCUCCCUAUGGAGAUGGACUGGUGUGGGAUUGUCCCCCACACAGAGCCGAUCUGAUGGCUAUAUGAAUACUUACUCUGCUGCUUCAGACUGACAUCACAGCAUCACCUUUCAGCAGGGGCUCCCGGACUUAGGUCUGUAAGCGGAGCUCAGUUUGCAGAGGGGACCAUUUUUGCACUUCUCUCCCCACUACAUCUUACAUCUGGACUAUUAAGUCCUGUCUGUCCGUAACUUGUCCGUUACUAGUUAGUUAGUGUGUGUGUGUGUGUGUUAGAUGCAGAUGUCUGUGAGGUGAUGUUAAGUCUGUUAUUGAUUUUUGCUGAGUUCAAAGUAGUUGUGGUAUUUACAUGGUGCCAAAGAACAUCUUCAAGAUGACAUGGUUUUGGACUCAUACCGGCAUGGUCGUACGUAGAUCUCAGCCUGUCACGGCUCAGUUUAAGUAGUCGUGUGGUUUAUGGACACUUCUGUGUGGCAGUGAUUUUAGAAAUCUGGAAUUUUUGAAUUUCACAGAAUUGAAAUACAUUUUAUCAUCUACGCUUUAUGUUGUAUUUGAAAGUGGGACAAGAUAUUGAAGAGGUUAG
Chanos chanos (milkfish) is the source of this 1772-nucleotide messenger RNA. RefSeq names its product zDHHC palmitoyltransferase 16b (gene zdhhc16b). Gene Ontology annotation, molecular function: palmitoyltransferase activity. NCBI's taxonomy places the organism in Eukaryota, Metazoa, Chordata, Actinopteri, Gonorynchiformes, Chanidae. The record is from RefSeq and is a predicted model, not a curated record. Bases 93 to 1259 code for a protein of 388 amino acids. The transcript is spliced from 11 exons.